Guillardia theta CCMP2712 is the source of this 1941-nucleotide messenger RNA. RefSeq lists its product as hypothetical. The transcript has 2 exons. NCBI's taxonomy places the organism in Eukaryota, Cryptophyceae, Pyrenomonadales, Geminigeraceae. The record is from RefSeq and is a predicted model, not a curated record. Bases 1 to 1941 code for a protein of 646 amino acids.
AUGUCGCACUUUGAGCAGAACAAUUUCGAGAUCGCCUUCGAGGCCGACGGCAAAGUGCUAGACGAUGGCGGGCGAGACGAAGGGGACGAGAGUCUCUGCUUGCUAGAGCGCGUUCUCAGGGAGAUCUUAUUCGAGACUCACGAAGAGAAAAAGAGCCUUGAAAGGCUCCUGAACGAGGUCUCAGCCAGGGAUGCGCGGUGGAUGCAUGACAGUAACGGAGGACAAGCUCGGAUGAAGAAGUUUGUCAGGAGAUUCGCUGAGAUGCUGAGGAAAGCAGGGUACAGGCCUCUGUCGGAACGUGACGUUGCGAUCAGCGAAGCCAUGUCUGCUCAGGGCGUUCUGAGAAGCGACAUAGUCACCGACGAGUCCUCCUUCCUCCGCCUCCUGGCCCGCAACGACUCGCAUGCAUACAUAUCUCCGCGUAUUUUGGUAUGGAGGAGAGGAGUAGCAGUGGAGGAGGUAUCGGGGGGGCUUUACCUGCAGAAGCUGGACUACCUGCAGAGCAGCAUUCUCCUCGCCCUCUGGCGCUCUGCCUUGCAAGCGGUGCGAGGCGUGUGGGAGGAGAUGGAGGUAGCGAGAAGCAUGCUGAGAGAUGGGUCGUCGACUCUGGUUGACGAUGUUCGGACUAUCAUGGGCAUGUCAGCACCAGACAAGGUAAAAGAUACCCUGGGUGGAACUCUGUCGUCAGCGGAGCAGACCUUCCUUCAGCUGGCUGUCAAGCUGCUCGAGCGAUGGGGCCUGGUCUCAUCUCCAGCUACUCGACCUCUGUCGGACUUCCAUCCUUGCCUGAUGUCUCCUCCUUCUUGUUAUGACGUCGUUCGAUUCGUCGGGCUGGCGGAGGGCAUUCAGAAUGCCUAUGAGGGGGCUGUAGACGCUGUUGGGAAUCAGGGAGGACUGAAGGCUUUUCUCAGUGCGUUCCUGCGCCCUGUGUACAUAGAGGAUCCGAUCUUUGAGAGUAUUGUUGUCAUGUACGCGAGGAAACAGCGCGAGGAACAAUCGUACAGAGUUGGAGUGUUGCCUUUCCUGGUCUACUUUGUAAGACUGCUCUCCCUACAUGCGAUCGAUCCGAAGCUGCCGUUCCUCUCGGACCGACCGCUUGUUCCAGGUCGGACAGGACGAAUUCAUGUGAAAGAGAGCUUGCAUGACAGUCACGUGUACACGGAGUACUCCAUCGAUGUGAAAGAUGUGAGGAGUAGCAGCUGUCUCAGGCUCCUCAUCGCAAUGCUAUACAGGUUCCGCCCGGCAUCCAAGAGUAUCGAAUUCAAGAUUCCUGUGAAUGAGCCGUUCGCGCUAGUCAGCGUUGCGAGGUCAAGGAUCAAUAUCGUCAUGCUGAACAGCAAGCGAGAGGAGAUGAAGGUUUCGCAAGAGCAGGAGGCGACACUGGAGCUGGAACUCAUUGGAUAUCAAUCUGUAAAUAUUCAGAACAUCAAGUCGAUCUGGCCUGACAGGCAGCUGCAAUUCCGACCUCUUGACAGCUUGCGGCUGGAUCUUGUGACUUUCACGACGUUGGCAUCGGUCUUAGCUCAGAUCAAGCUCGACAAUCCUUACACCGAUGCUGCUGCGCUAGUGACCACCACCGCAUGGAUCCUUGGAGCUAUCUUCCGCUUCAACGCCAGAAGAAACGCGUACGAGCUACAGAGCUCUCGAGGCCUAGCGAGGAGAAUCACUGCUCGCGGCCUCAACGUCAUCAGGAUGGCAGGGGACAAGGCUUUCCUUCAGCACAUCACUAAGGCUAGGCUGGUCUACGACUCCAUCCGAUCUGCUGGCCCCCAAGACCUGGCUUCGAUUGCAAGCAUGUGUGAGGACAGGCUGAAAGCGAAGCAUCCCGCCUGCGGAACCAAGAUGGAUGAGGACGAGAUCCUGUCCCUCCUCAAGGAUCUUCAACGGCGCUCCCUUGUGGAGGAGUGUCACGGAAAAUGGCAGAUGAGCGAGCUGGUGUGA